Messenger RNA from Vicugna pacos (alpaca), 3047 nucleotides. RefSeq names its product ring finger protein 2 (gene RNF2). The record is from RefSeq and is a predicted model, not a curated record. Gene Ontology annotation, molecular function: chromatin binding; ubiquitin protein ligase activity. NCBI's taxonomy places the organism in Eukaryota, Metazoa, Chordata, Mammalia, Artiodactyla, Camelidae. Gene Ontology annotation, cellular component: PcG protein complex; ubiquitin ligase complex.
UGUUAUUGUAGGAUUUAUGGUAGAAAUAAUGGCACAUGUAUCUACAAGGAAACUGACCACCUAUAUUUACAGGUAUAGUUCACCUUGAAUUCAACAAUAGGAAACUAGAUUCCAGAGUCAUCUUCAGAGCAGCAUCAUUGCAAUGUCUCAGGCUGUGCAGACGAACGGAACUCAGCCGUUAAGCAAAACAUGGGAACUCAGUUUAUAUGAAUUACAACGAACACCUCAGGAGGCAAUAACGGAUGGCUUGGAAAUUGUGGUUUCACCUCGAAGUCUACAUAGUGAAUUAAUGUGCCCAAUUUGUUUGGAUAUGUUGAAGAAUACCAUGACUACAAAGGAGUGUUUACAUCGUUUUUGUGCAGACUGCAUUAUCACAGCCCUCAGAAGUGGCAAUAAAGAAUGCCCUACCUGCCGGAAAAAGCUAGUUUCUAAAAGAUCUCUAAGGCCAGACCCAAACUUUGAUGCGCUCAUCAGCAAAAUUUAUCCAAGUCGUGAUGAGUACGAAGCUCAUCAGGAAAGAGUAUUAGCCAGGAUCAACAAGCACAAUAAUCAGCAAGCGCUCAGCCACAGCAUUGAGGAGGGACUGAAGAUACAGGCCAUGAACAGAUUACAGCGAGGCAAGAAACAACAGAUUGAAAACGGUAGUGGAGCAGAAGACAAUGGCGAUAGUUCCCACUGUAGUAAUGCAUCCACACACAGCAACCAGGAAGCAGGACCAAGUAACAAAAGGACGAAAACAUCUGAUGAUUCUGGGCUUGAGCUGGAUAAUAACAAUGCAACAGUGGCUAUUGAUCCAGUAAUGGAUGGUGCUAGUGAAAUUGAGUUAGUAUUCAGGCCUCAUCCAACGCUUAUGGAAAAGGAUGACAGUGCACAGACACGAUACAUAAAGACUUCAGGUAAUGCCACUGUUGAUCACUUGUCCAAGUAUCUGGCUGUGAGGUUAGCUUUAGAAGAACUUCGAAGCAAAGGAGAAUCAAACCAGAUGAACCUUGAUACAGCCAGUGAGAAGCAGUAUACCAUUUACAUAGCAACAGCCAGUGGCCAGUUUACUGUGUUAAAUGGCUCUUUUUCUUUGGAAUUGGUCAGUGAGAAAUACUGGAAAGUGAACAAACCCAUGGAACUUUAUUAUGCACCCACAAAGGAGCACAAAUGAGCUUUUACUAAAACCAGUUCUAAGAAUGAACAUUUUGAUAGCCUAUUUCUUUAAUAUUAAAGAUAUACCGUCAUUACUUUUAUGGACAUAACCUUGGAUAUGUUCAGUUUUCUUUCUGAGCCAGACUCGUUUACACUAUUAGAAUCUUUUCCCCUUAAUUUAAGAUUUCCUCUUUGGAAGGGACUGCAAUUGUUCAGUACUUCGUCUUUCCUUUUAAAAAUAAGUUGUAUGUUUUCACAAAGUAUGGUUCCAUUUGGAGCACCUUUUGACCCAGGAAUUUUUCAUAGUUCUGUUAUUCUUAAGUGGAUUCAGUUGGCCAUCCUUUUCCCUCCCUUCAAAAGUUUUUUAGGCUUACAGAAUGUUAAAUAAUAUGUAUUUUGACUUUUUUUCCUGGAGUCUUGUAUAUUUAUAGUUUUCUAUAUAAGCUGUAGUAUCUUCAUGAAGACCAAGGCUCAAACUUACUGUGCUUAAAAAACAAUUCUCAUAGGAUUAUUAUUUUCAUGGUAUUUUCUUCCAUAGUAUCUCAUUUAAAAAAAAAGUUCAUUAUGAACUUAGUGUCCAUUGUCAUGCAAUGUUAUUUUCUUCCAUUUUUUCCCCUCUAAUUUUGGAAUUUCUGAUCCUAGGAGAGAAUCAAAUAAGAUCUCAAGUUCUGUGAGAACUUGGUUCAUUUGCAGAUUUCAGUGAAGGAAAAGAAAUUAAAUUGGUCUUAUGUAGUUUUCAAGUGUAUAUUUAAAGAAGUCUUUUUUGUGUUAGUUCUGUCCCUUUGGUUCCUUUAUUAUGUAUGUUUUUUCCCUAUUAAAAUACCAGAGACAUGGAGAUAUUUUGCACUUUAGUCUUGAUGAAAAGUACAAGAUAUGUUCAAAGCUUCCCUAAUUCUUUUCAUAUUGGUAGCCACAUAAAUUUCAAAAAUAUAUGGCACAUAGAAGUAACAGUGGGGAAAAAUUUUGCUUCUGUUUGAAAAGUGUGUUUAGCAUUUUGGGUUGCCAUAUCAGUUUAUAAAUUCGGUGCUCUGCUAAUUACACUCUAGAGAAGCAGGUUAACGGAACUUGAGCCCUGCUUUGAUGUGUAGUGAAAAUUUAUUCUGUAGAAGAAUGUCCACAGAUAUGGUAAAGUCAUUCUACUCUUAAUUUAGUUUUCUAUUGAAGGACAGUGUUUGGUGUUUGGAGCCAGAAGGCUUUUAUGAUGACAGGUCAGAAAUAAGAUUGACUUGUCUGUUAAUUUUUUAUCCCUUUCCUGUUUCCAAGUUUAUAUUAAUCACAGUAUUUACAGAAGCAUAUUGGCAUUGAGAUAUUAACCAUAAAAGGUUUUUGCCAUGGGAGAGGAGUCCUCCAGUACCACUGUAAUUAAACCUGUCUAACCAUUGUAAAUAAUUACCCAUCAUUUUUGACAGAUUGGGGCCAGCUUGAUGUUUUAAAUCUUCACUGCAAUAUGAAAACUUAAAGACUUACUCAAUUUUUUUACCAUUUUAUUGAAAAUACUUAAAAUCUGUUUUUACUGGAAUUUUUUUUGGUAAUUUGUGCCAUGAAAUUUGAAAACUACCAAAAAUCAAGGGAAAUUUUGUAUUCAAUUCCUUUUCUGGCGUAAUGUUAAGUUGUAUAGAUUAAUGCAUGUCCACUGACUAUAACCCUUGUUUUGUGAUAUAACUGCUUAGAUUUUAUUGGUGACAUUAGAUUAGUGGUUGCAUUAAAUAACUAAAUUCCCAUUGUGAUUAAUUGAAAUUUAUCUUUAAGCAAAAAGUUAUUUGUGAAUAUAAGCUUUGUGCUUAGAGAAUGUAUGUGUUUUUAUCUGUCAGUAUGGGAGGAUGUAAAUUCUUUGCAUCAUUAGUGAAUUUAUUGGAUAUGUAAUCCUUUGCAAAAUAUAAUUAUAGGUAUUUGAUAGAGCAUUGAGUGUGUAA